AGCCAAACCUAGGCAAAUACAAAUCAAAGAACUCAAGUAUUUCAUUGUUGAUAUUAGUUAAUCAUAAGAUAUUACGUUUCUAAGGUUAUCACCUGGCCAAUGGUACCUAACAAUAUUGGUUUCAAGACUACCAGUUAUUACCAGUUAACCAUUUCGGUGUGUUGCUGUGUGUGGUUGGCAGGGAAGUCAUGUUGGUGCUGUAGAACCUGUCUGGUGGCUCUUCGUGCAUUUAUCUGACAGAAACCUCAUGACAGUGAUCUUGCAUGACACAGUCACAUUCAUUUGGAGUUAAGAGGUGACAACAUCAGCAGCCGUGGAUGCACUCUCUUGAACAUAAACAGAUCAUCUGGUUUUCAUGACAUUUCCAGUGCUUAAAGUAAAAAAAUGAUGAAUGAUAAAAGUCAGGUUUUGGAUGUCAUGCAGGAAGGAGGCGUUGCCGUCACAGGCAUGAGAAAUCCAGCGAUUAAUCUGAGCGAAGGUGAGCAGUUUGUUACUGCCACCGUUCAUCUUGAUCAUCUGAGUAAAGAUGAAGUACUGAAGCUGAUCAAAAUCAUUGAGCCUUAUGACAAGAACCUUGAACUUAAGACUUCAGCAGAUCUGAAAGCAGAACUGUCUCUUGCCGAUCUUCGAUUGAACAGUGAACUUCCACAGGCAGGACUUCAUGCACCAAGACUCAAUGGAGGAAUAAAUGGCCCGAACCUCAAGGGUGGAAUCACGGUCCCCACAGUAAAUGGAGAAAUGCCAAAUAUUGAGCUAAAUAAAUCCACAACUAACUUCGGUACUCCAAAGUUCGAAAUGCCAACCUUUGACUUCUCUGACCCAAAGCUCAAAGGUUCAGGUAUAGAUGGCACAAUAAAAGCACCAGAUGUCAAUUUCUCCGCUCCUCAUCUAAACACCCCAGAUGUUUCUGUCAAUGUGGACAAACCUGAAUUCAAUGCCAAAACCCCAAGAUUUAAGAAGCCCAACUUCCAUCUACAUACCAAAAAACCAAAGGUGGGCGGUGAUGUGAAUUUAUCCACCCCAGACUUGAGUGCUGACCUAAAAACCCCUGAUCUGAGUCUGUCAUCCCCAAAGAUUAAUGGUGAACUCAACUCCCCUGAUAUAGAUCUGACCCUGCCCAAGACUGACCUCAGUGGAUCAGGUCUGGACAUUGAAACACCAAAAGGCAACAUUGACACUCCCUCUGGCAAGUUCAAAUUCCCCAAAUUUAAGAAAACCAAAACAGCAAAAGUGAAAUUACCAGAUGUGAAUGUUGAUACAGAUAUCGAUACACCAAAUCUCGCCCUUUCCACCCCAAAGGUGAAUGCAGAUGUCAGAGCGCCAAAUGUUGACAUUGAUCUGCCAAAAGCCAAUCUUGACACUCCCGGUGUAGAUAUUGAAUCUCCUAACAUGGAUUUAGAUCCUCCAUCUAGCAAAAUAAAGUGGCCAACAUUUAAGAAACCCACGUUUGGGCAUAAAGUUAAAGCACCAGAUGUUGACUUGGAUGCAAACGUCUCAACACCUGAUCUGAGUCUUUCGGCACCGAAGAUUAAAGGAGGAAUCAAUGCCCCAGAUGCAGAUGUGACUUUCCCAAGAGCUGACAUAAAGACCCCUAAUGUUGAUUUAAAAGCACCCGAUGUGGACAUUCAUGCUUCAUCUGGAAAGCCUAAAUUCCAUACUCUUAAAUUUCCAAAGUUUGGCAAAUCAAAGGUGAAGGUUCCACAUCUAGAUGCAAGCCUACAGACACCAGACUUGGAUUUAUCGGCUCCUGAUGUAGACAUAAAAGUGCCAAAAGCUACACUCGAUGGUCAGAAUCUAGAUGUCAAGGCACCAAACCUUAACCUCUCUGCACCAAACAUCAAGAGGGAUAUCACCACACCAGGCCUGGACUUUAAAACUCCAAACCUUGAUUUGGAUGCUCCAGAUGUUGAUAUAGAAGCACCCGAUGUGGACAUUCAUGCUUCAUCUGGAAAGCCUAAAUUCCAUACUCUUAAAUUUCCAAAGUUUGGCAAAUCAAAGGUGAAGGUUCCAGAUCUUGAUGCAAGCCUACAGACACCAGACUUGGACUUAUCGGCUCCUGAUGUAGACAUAAAAGUGCCAAAAGCUACACUAGACGGUCCGAAUCUAGAUGUCAAGGCACCAAACCUUAACCUCUCUGCACCAAACAUCAAGAGUAAUAUUACCACACCAGGCCUGGACUUUAAAACUCCAAACCUUGAUGUGGAUGCUCCAGAUGUUGAUAUAGAAGCUCCGUCUGCAAAGUUGAAGAAACCCAACUUUAAGAUGCCUAAAAUAAACCUCUCUGGGACAAAAGUGAAAGGGCCAAAUGCAGACCUCAAUGCACAAUUAAAAGGACCAAAUGUUGACGUCUCUGUCCCUGAUGUUAAUGUGAAAGCACCUAAAGCAGAUCUCCAAGGGCCUGAACUAGAGCUAAAAACUCCAGAUCUCAAUCUGUCAGCACCCAAAAUGAUGGGAAAAAUUAGCACUCCGGAUUUGGAUCUGGACUUGCCAGAGUCUAAUUUGAAAACUCCAAAUGUAGAUCUGCAAGCAUCAGCUCCAGAGCUAGAUUUAAGUUCUCCAAAAGCAGACAUCGAUGCCCCUUCCACCAAAGUUAAAUUUCCUCAUUUGAAACUGCCCAAAUUUGGUCUCACUGGAUCUCGGGUAAAAGCACCGAAAGUAGAUGUACCUGAUCUAGACGUGAACAUGCCUACAGGAAAACUCGAGGGACCUGAUCUAGAUAUGAAAGCACCGGAUCUCAGCCUUUCCACACCAAAGGUUAAAGGUGACAUAUCUUCUCCCUCCUUAGAUGUUGAUUUGCCAAAAGGUGACUUAAAAGCUCCACGUGCAAACAUUGGUGGAAGUCUAAAAUCACCAGAUCUAAAUCUCUCUGCCCCAAAUGUAGAUCUUAACUUGCCUAAAGUAGAGCUGGAAGGACCUGAUGCAGACCUGAAAGUCCCAGAUGUCGACAUAAAUGCCCCUUCUGGAAAAUUUAAGAUACCACAUUUUAAGAUGCCAAGACUGAAUCUUUCUGGAUCCAAAGUAAAAGGCCCAGAGCUGGAUGCUAAUGCAGAUUUUGAUGUCUCCGUUCCCAAACUCGAAGGACAAUUAAACGCCCCUGGUGUUGACCUGAAACUACCCAAAGGUAAUGUCAGUGUGCCUGACAUAAACGCAUCUUUACCACAAGCUGACGCAAGUAUUCCUGAUCUAGACAUCAGAUACCCAGACAUACAGUCUCCGUCUGGCAAGCUUAAACUGAUCACCACUGGCAUUGACCUAAAUGCAGAAGCUCCCGAUCUCAACCUCUCCGCUCCCACUAUUGAUGCAGAUGUCAAAGUUCCAGAUCCUGAUGUAAAGCUUCCCACAGCAGAUGUUGACAUUAAUGCCCCCAAAGGAAAGCUGAAAAUCCCAACAAUCAAACAUUUUAACUUAUCUGGCCCAAAAGUCAAAUCUCCUGAUGUUGACCUUUCUGCUGACGUAAGUGGACCAGAUCUAAACUUAUCAGCACCUACGGUUGGCACUCCUGACGUUGACGUGAAUCUACCCAACGCUACGGUUGAUGUUCCAAGUGUGAACGCUGAUAUCGACAGUUCCAAACGUAGGGUCAAAUGGCCCUUCAAAUGGGGCAAAUCCUCAGAAUCCCAAAAUGGCGAGAUAAACAUUGACGCACCAGAAGUCGAUACUCCCACUGCAGAAAUUAAACUUCCAAAAAAUAUGCCUGUGUUCAAGACCCACAGGCUACCCGAAAGCUGCAUUGACAGCUUGUUGCAAGAACGCAAUGGAGCAAUUGACCUCGACAGUGAGCCUUCCAAAGAACUAACUGACGCCAUGGCCUCGCUCAAGACAAAUUUGAGGUCUUCAUCUCCGUCUGCUGGGGUCAAUGGAAAGACAGCUGCUAUAGACAUCCGAGAAAGGCUGAGGUUUGCUAAUCUACGUCCCUCAAAGUCUGAUUUUGACAUAAUCCUAUCUUCAGAAACAGACAGCCCUAUAAAAGUGAAUAGAGGAACUUUUAAAGUUGCAAAGCCUGUUGCAGAAAAGGACUAUCCGGUAGUGGAGUCUACUAGCAAGGAAGAUGAUGAAAAUGACAAGCUUUCCCUAGGCUUGAACAAUAUGCUUUGUUUGUCAACGGAUUAAAAGUUUAUAAAAGUCUUAACACAGGUAUUAACCGCAUUAUCCACCCACCCCACCCUGAUUUAGUUAAUGCACAUGUAAAAAAAACUGUCCAGCUGUUAACUAAAGAAUGGGAUAUUGAUGAAUUGGUAAUGUUGAGAAAUGCAUUGAUGGUACAGCAUUAGUGAAUCUAUAAGAGAUGUAAUUAUUUUUGUAUGAGUGCAGGUAUAUUGAUUAUUGUAUAAAGUUCUCCUCAAAUGAGAUGAUUGUAUUACCUUAUCAAAAUGAAGGAAAAUAUGCCGAGCCUAUAAUUCUGAUUAUAUUUCUUCUGUUUUACAUGUAUUAAUCUAAUAUAUAGUCUUUUGUUUACACUACAUUCCUAUUUUAUAUAUACAUUAAUAUAUAUAUGUAUAAUAGGACGUCCAGUUUUUAUACCUAAACAUCACAUUUAAGUCGUGCUUGAUAUCUGUUUCAUGUCUAAUGAAGUCUGUGACCUCUGAUAUAAUUUUGCAUGAGCAAUAAUCUCCUUUUAAUAAAGUUAGUUAUG
Triplophysa dalaica is the source of this 4633-nucleotide messenger RNA. Its product is annotated as neuroblast differentiation-associated protein AHNAK. Lineage: Eukaryota; Metazoa; Chordata; Actinopteri; Cypriniformes; Nemacheilidae. The record is from RefSeq and is a predicted model, not a curated record. Gene Ontology annotation, cellular component: cytoplasm; nucleus. The transcript has 6 exons. Bases 385 to 4110 code for a protein of 1241 amino acids. Gene Ontology annotation, biological process: regulation of RNA splicing.